ACAGCUCAUUGUUGGCAAGUGCUGAUGAGAAACGCGCCGAGGAGGGAAAGCAGCGGCUCUGAGACUGGUUUAUGCAGCAGCAGCAGCAGGAAUAGCAAUAAUAUAAAGAUUAUACUCCACUUACGCGAGCACAGAGGAGGGGAAAAGACAACCGCUUGCUCUAUGCUGGGAGAUCUUUACUGACUGAUUUUAGCAACACGUUUGGAGCAAACAAGAGAGAGGGCGUGAGGUGAGUGGCGCGCAAAGUGGGGGUCUCUUUUUUGACGGGGGGGGCCUUCUUCCUGCAAUGCGAUCAAUGGGGAUGUUUGGAGGGGAGAGGGGGCCAAAGAGUGCAUUUUCAGGAGGACCCCUCAAUCCACUUCUUCUCGGAUUGCAAACAACCCUUGCAGACUUUAAAUUCCCAAAGUUGCUCUUGACAAGGAGAAAGGGAGAAGGUCGCGCGCCGCUCUGCCUUUCUUAUGUAAGCCGUUUUGUGCAAGGGCAUGCUAAAAAAAAUUAAAUAAAAGAAACGUACGCGGUUGGAGGCAAAUGAAUUCUGGUUGGGAGGAAGGGGGAUUGUUGAUGGUGUGCACGCUCAUUUAGCUCCGGGGUGUGCACGAGUUGCGGUGGGAGGGAUAGGCGGCUGUAUCCUUCCCCUUUCACAAGGUGCCUUCCUGCCUAUUGCAGGCUGGAGAAAAGAAACCCGGAGCCGCCUGAGAACUGUAAGGAAACAUUGCUGUCAGGAGGGAAGGACCUGUCCGGGGUAGAAUUCGUGCCGCGAGGCGUGAUUACCCUGCAGACGGUUUCCUAAGGAGAAAGGCAGUUUAGUGAGAAAAGCAGCGCUGGUUGCUGGCAAGCGCGCACGCACACACAAUGUUUAUCUCAGUCUUUCUUUCUCUCUUUCUCUGUAAACAUUAACUUUUAAAGGCUGGAAAUGGCAGACCACAUGAUGGCCAUGAACCACGGGCGCUUCCCCGACGGAACCAAUGGGCUUCAUCACCACCCAGCGCAUCGAAUGGGAAUGGGUCAGUUUCCCACCCACCACCACCAGCAGCAGCAGCAACAUGCCUUCAGUGCCUUGAUGAGCGACCAUAUACAUUACGGAGGUGGAAAUAUGAAUGCAAACAGUGGGAUCCGGCACGCCAUGGGGCCGGGGAACGUGAACGGGGGCCACCCUCCCAGCACUCUGCCUCCGACGGCAAGGUUUAACAAUUCCCAGUUCAUGGCUCCUACGGUUGCCACCCAGGGGGGGCCCUUGACGGCCAGCAUGCAGCUGCAGAAGCUCAACAACCAGUACUUCAGCCACCACCCGUACCCUCACAACCACUACAUGCCGGACUUGCACCCUGCCAGCCACCAGCUCAACGGAGCCACCCAGCAUUUCAGAGACUGCAACCCAAAGCACGGCGGAGGCAGCAGCGGCGGAGGCAGCGGCGUGCCGGCCUCUGUGCCCCACGUCCCUGCAGCAAUGCUGCCUCCCAAUGUCAUAGACACUGACUUCAUCGACGAGGAGGUGCUUAUGUCCUUAGUCAUAGAAAUGGGCUUGGAUCGCAUCAAGGAGCUUCCCGAGCUGUGGUUGGGACAGAACGAGUUUGAUUUCAUGACGGACUUCGUUUGCAAACAGCAGUCCAGCAGAGUGAGCUGCUGACUUCUUGCCAAACAAGAUUUGACUUUUUUUAUCUGUAUGAAUGAAAACAUUCCCUCUAGACACAGUAUUUCAAAGGCUUUUAGGAGCUCAAGUAUCUGGGAAGCAGAGUAAACUAUAAGCUUGUAUAAUUGUUUCCCCCCUUUUAAAUUGGCUGCCACUUUUUUCUUCUUCUUAAACGUGGACACUCCAUUAUGCCCUCCCCUUCCCUAUAAUAAUUUUAACUGAUUCAGUCUUUUUUAGUAAUUCCUCAGCUAUAAUUUCUUCACUGGCAACAUACCAAUUAUUUCAACUGUUAGAUAUGAAUAUUGGCAAAGUGCUUAAUAUUGUGGAUUUUCUAUAGGCUAUCAUUUCAGAUAACUGAAAACUGCAUUCAAAUUCUGAGUUGAAGGACAAAAAUAUUGCAUUAGUUGGUUGCAUGAACUUCAGGGUAGAUUCCUGCACAAAUACUGCCCUCUUGCUUUGUUUUUAACUAUGCAUUUGCAGUGAAACUAAUUUUUUUUUUUUUUUAGUCUGCUGAACUGGAAGCUUAACAAAUGUGGGCCAAACCCUCUCUGAUCAGGAAAAAUAGUACUGUUACUUAAACUCUGCUGUCUGCACCCUUUCUUUCCUCCCUACCCCCCAAUCUGUACAGACAAUAAUAUAGUGUGAAUGGAAUGGUGUCUAGUUGUUGGGGAAAGCAUUUCAUAGGAUUUUAUUUUAUUCUGGUUCUAUCGUCAGCAUAUUUUCAUUUUGGCAUUGUGCUUACAUAGUUUAUUCAGUACAGGGGGGGCAAACUACUGUGUUGAAAGCUUUUUAGGAAAUUUGACAGUAUUUUUGUACAAUUUUUUUGAGAACAUACUUGUUAAUUUAUUCUAUUUUAAUUUGCCAAUGUCAAUAAAAAAAAGUUACUUGCUUUAAUUUUUUCUAGACACCAGUUACCAAAUUUUUUUCUUUAGAAUUUUGUUUUUUUCUCCUCUCCACCUCACAAAUGUUUGAUACAUAUAACCCAUUUAACUUGUUGAGCUGUUGGGUUGUGUGAAACAUUCUGAAAGAAAAUCUACAUGACACCAUUGUAUGCUAUAUGUCAUGAUCAGUGCAGAAAGUUUUUUUUUUUAAAGGAUUUAAGCCUAAUUAUGACAUCAGUCUCAUAAGUAACAUUGUAACAUGCCUGUGUGAUUUUAUCUAAAGUGAAAUUGCCAAGAGGCAACAACUUUGUGAUUUGCCAAUUUACUUGCUUUAAAUGUAGUCGUCCAGAAUUAUGAUGCAUAAAAGUAUUUAUUCUAUUUAUCUAUUAAACUUUAAUUUUAUAAAUACUCUC
Podarcis lilfordi (Lilford's wall lizard) is the source of this 2924-nucleotide messenger RNA. The record is from the annotation of a GenBank genome assembly. Lineage: Eukaryota; Metazoa; Chordata; Lepidosauria; Squamata; Lacertidae.